Lachancea nothofagi CBS 11611 is the source of this 1458-nucleotide messenger RNA. Lineage: Eukaryota; Fungi; Ascomycota; Saccharomycetes; Saccharomycetales; Saccharomycetaceae. The record is from the annotation of a GenBank genome assembly.
AUGGUAAGGAGCCACUCGAGAAAGUCCAGCCUGAAAAGCGUGGACUUGGCAUCGCUGGAAACGACAAACCCGUUUAUCAAGCUGGUUAAGGACCAGGAGAUUGUGGAGGUUCCGGAACUUGAACUGGAGUCCGGUCUGACGCUGCACAACUUUCCGAUCGCAUAUAAGACUUGGGGAGAACUUAACGAGCGGGGCGACAACGUGCUGGUCGUAUGCCAUGCUCUGACAGGCUCGUCCGACGUUGCCGACUGGUGGGGCCCGUUAUUGGGUCCAGACGUGGCAUUUGACACUUCGAGGUUUCUCGUGGUGUGUCUGAACUCGAUGGGAUCUCCAUACGGGUCAUUCUCGCCACUGAACGUCAACCCGGAUUCGGGUGAAGUUUAUGGGCCGGAGUUCCCGCUAUGCACGGUACGCGAUGACGUUAGGGCCCACAAAAUAGUACUUGACUCGCUGGGAAUCAGUUCCGUUGCUUGUGUCAUUGGAGGGUCCAUGGGCGGAAUGCUGGCAUUGGAAUGGGCCGCUACUUUUGGAUCAAAGUACGUAAAGAAUAUGGUAGCCUUGGCCACCAGCGCAAGACACUCUGCCUGGUGCAUCUCAUGGUCAGAGGCACAAAGACAAUCCAUCUACUCCGACCCCAACUACCUGGACGGCUAUUACUCUCUGGAUAAUCAACCCGUUGUGGGUCUUUCUGCCGCCCGGAUGUCUGCGCUUUUAACCUACCGGUCCAGAAACAGUUUUGAAAACAAGUUUUCCAGACGCUCGCCAUCUGUAGCCCAAGAACAGAAAUCCAAACGAAAACAGAAUAAAAACAAACCCUCUAAUUUACAAGAACACAAUUUGGCCAUACAUAAUGAUGGCCAUCGCCAGUCGAUAACUCAUGAUCGCAAAGAUAGUGUGUCCAGUGAUACCUCCUCCACGACAUCUCUAAAGUCGGUUUCUUCUUCCACAUCGACAUCGUCGGUGACCUCGAAAACCGGUAAGGCUAUCAAGCCUGCCCAAACUUAUUUCUCUGCACAAAGUUAUCUUCGGUAUCAGGGCAAUAAGUUCAUCGAAAGAUUUGACGCAAACUGUUAUAUUUCCAUCACAAGAAAGUUAGAUACCCACGAUCUCGCUAGAGACCGCGACGAAUAUGACGAAGAUCUUGAUGAGGUGCUUGAAUCUAUUCAGCAACCUUCUCUCAUUAUUGGCAUCAAAUCCGAUGGCCUUUUUACGUACUCCGAACAGGAAUACCUUGCCUCCAAGAUCCCAAACUCAGAACUCAAAAAGAUCGACUCUUUGGAAGGUCACGAUGCCUUCCUUCUUGAAUUUAAGCUCAUCAAUGAGUAUAUCAUCGAGUUUUUAAAGAAAAAUGCUAAGGAGAUAACCAGUUCUCCUCCGCGUCUUUGGCAAAACGAAUGGGAUGGCGAAAUUGUAAAAAAUUCUUUGUUUGGAGAAGCGGAAGAAGUUACCAACUGGUAG